Trichoderma atroviride IMI 206040 is the source of this 2502-nucleotide messenger RNA. RefSeq lists its product as uncharacterized. The record is from RefSeq and is a predicted model, not a curated record. Gene Ontology annotation, molecular function: alpha-L-fucosidase activity. Gene Ontology annotation, biological process: carbohydrate metabolic process. NCBI's taxonomy places the organism in Eukaryota, Fungi, Ascomycota, Sordariomycetes, Hypocreales, Hypocreaceae.
AUGUCUUCAGAACAUAGGCUCUAUUACACUACGCCUUCAACGAGCUUCCCUACCUCUCUGGCCCUUGGCAAUGGCCGGUUUGCUGCCUCAGUGCUUUCCUCUCCAGAGCAUGAGACAUUUUUGUUGAAUGAAGUUACUUUUUGGUCCGGAGAAGCUCGAAAUGCGGGCGAGGGAUUGGCUGAACGGCCUGAAGAUCCCAAGGCCGAACUGAGGAAAACGCAAAACUGUUAUCUCAAUGGGGACUAUGCUCAAGGGAAGAAGAGGGCAGAAAAGUACCUCGAGAGCAAGAAGAAUAAUUUCGGAACCAACCUUGGAGUUGGGAAGCUUGAUAUCGCUGUCACCGGCCAUGGAAAUCCUGCCGAUAUUCAAGAUUUCGAGAGAGAAUUACGCUUUGACGAGGCUAUAACUGAAACGAGAUAUAAAGUCAACGGCCACCAGUAUAAGCGAAGAGCUUUUCUAAGCCAUCCACACCAAGUCCUGGUGAUACAAUUUGAUGGCGAUGAUCUGAGUGGGCUCGAAGUUGCCGUCAGUGUGCAAGGCGAAAAUGAGGCGUUUACUUCCAAAGUAAACAGCGAGUCAAGGCUGGAGUUUGAUGCGCAAGCUCUCGAGACUGUGCACAGCGAUGGAACCUGCGGCGUCAAAGGCUUCGGUAUCGUUGCCGCAAAGGUUAAUGAAGGGAAGGUUGAGCAGAAGGACGGCAAGCUUACCAUUUCGGCACAAAAGAGCAUAACGAUAUUUGUGGCCUUCAAUACCGAUUAUAACGAAUCGCGCAAUGAGUGGAGAGAGAGAACUCUUCUACAAAUAGAAGACGUUCUCCAGCUUCCUAUUGAUGAUCUUUUGAAAGAACAUCUGGGAGAUUAUCAGCCGCUCUAUCGACGGAUGGACAUCAGGCUGGGGCCCAAGUCCAACCCCAACUCCAACAUCCCCACAGACCAGCGUCGGGGCAACUUUGAGUCCUCAGGAUAUGCUGAUCCUGGAAUGUUUGCACUUUAUUUCCACUAUUCGCGGUACCUCACAAUCGCUGGAACACGCGAAGACUCCCCCCUACCACUUCAUCUACAGGGCUUAUGGAACGAUGGCGAGGCCUGCAAGAUGGGCUGGAGCUGUGAUUACCAUCUCGACAUUAACACGCAGAUGAACUACUUUGCAAUUCUGAACAGUGGCCUGGCGGAUCUCAUGAAACCUCUCUACAAAUACAUCUUCAAACUUGCUGUCAAGGGCCAACAGACUGCUCGCACGUGUUACGGCUCCCGUGAAGGCUGGGUAGCUCACGUCUUCAGCAACGCGUGGGGCUUUACGGAUCCUGGCUGGGAGAUAUCAUACGGGCUCAAUGUCACGGGCGGCCUUUGGAUGGCAGCGCCUCUGAUUGAGAUGUAUGAGUAUACCCUGGAUGAUGGGCUCAUGAUGACCAACUUAUGGCCGCUACUGUUCGGUGCAACGAAAUUCUGGCUUGACUAUAUGAUUGAAGAUCCCAAAACCGGUUGGCUACUCACUGGCCCAUCUGUAAGCCCGGAAAACAGCUUCUUCGUUGUCAAUGAAGAUGGUACAAAGGAAGAGCACUCGGCUGACCUGUCGCCUACUCUUGAUGUUGUCUUGCUUCGCGACCUCUUUGCGUUUUGCGAGUACUUUGCUGGCAAGUUGAAAACUAUGACGGGCUUCCCUUGGGAUGAAGAUAUCAAGGAAUAUCAAAAGGUAUUGGCCAAGCUGCCACCGCUCCAAAUUGGCAAAAAUGGCCAGCUUCAAGAGUGGCUGCAUGAUUAUGAGGAGGCACAGCCCUACCACCGACAUCUUUCUCACACCAUGGCUUUGUGUCGGUCCGCUUUAAUCUCAGCUAGGCAUCAGCCUGAUUUGGCAGAGGCGGUGCGUGUGUCACUUGAGCGAAGGCAAGGCCGCGACGAUCUUGAAGACAUUGAGUUUACGGCCGCUCUUUUCGCUCUCAAUUAUGCUCGGUUGGGAGAUGCUGAGAAGGCUGUUGCUCAAGUUGGCCAUCUAGUGGGCGAGCUGAGUUUCGACAACCUACUUAGUUACAGUAAGCCCGGUGUAGCUGGUGCCGAGAAGAACAUAUUCGUCAUUGAUGGAAACUUUGGUGGUGCUGCAGCCAUUGCUGAGAUGCUGAUACGGUCAAUUAUUCCUCGCUUGGGAAGACCGGUUGAGAUAGAUUUGCUUCCAGCCCUGCCUGCAGCUUGGUCGGAAGGAUCGGUGAGCGGGAUGCGUAUUCGAGGAGGAUUGGAAGCUAGUUUUGCGUGGUCUAAAGGGAAGCUGGAAGGUGUAACGUUUAAGGCGUCUAGGCCUUCAUCUCUGGUUGUGUUUUAUGGCGAGCACCGAUUCGAAACGGCUUUUGAGGAAGCAGAGGUUAUUCAGCUGGGGCCGUCGCUACAGAAUUGGAGCAGGUAGAAUGACUGUUCUAAAAAAGAAGAUUAGGUCAAGGGAAAUAAACAGCAAGAUCAUGUUUGUGUUUAUCAUGGAAAUAAGUUAAAUCAAUAAUGAACUAAAUCUGUUUGG